Molecule: messenger RNA, 1317 nt
Organism: Penicillium odoratum
Lineage: Eukaryota; Fungi; Ascomycota; Eurotiomycetes; Eurotiales; Aspergillaceae
Product: amidohydrolase family protein
Exons: 1
Coding region: 1-1317 (438 amino acids)
Molecular function (GO): hydrolase activity, acting on carbon-nitrogen (but not peptide) bonds
Source: RefSeq, a predicted model, not a curated record
AUGACUCGUACUAAAAGCCGACUCUUCUUCAAAAACGCUCUUUUGAUCUCUGUUCAUUCCAACAAAGAACCCUUUAUUUCAGAUGUGCUGGUAUCACAAGAAGGAUUGAUAUCCUAUGUCGGACGCGAAAUAACUGAAGACGCCGAAGACGCCGACAGGGUUAUUGAUGCGACUGGGAAGUGGCUGUUACCAGGAUUUGUUUCAGCACAUAGCCAUUUUUGGCAAAGUGGCUUCCCUGGCCAAGCGUCGGAUAAAUCUGUGAAUGAGUGGUCGGAGGCUAUUUACCAGCCAGCCAGGAACUUAACCCCUCAAGACAUCUACACUCUUACGAGUCAAGGCGCGGCCUCUCAUAUACGGAAAGGGAUCACAACUGCGUUUAAUUUUACAUAUUCGCCAAAUUUCCGAGAUGGCCUUGCAGAUCGUGCUCAAUUCAUUGCGGCUCUCGAUUCUGGGAUUCGCUUCGUCCACGGGUUCAACGUGGGUGCUGUGACUCCAAGAUGGUCUAACGAGCAAGCUCUAGCUCGGACUAAGAAGUUUCUCGAGUGGGCUUCUACCGUUGAUACUUCUGGGAAAUAUCUUGGAACCAUGAUUGCGAAUCACGGAAUUAUAUACCGAACGGAUUCCAGUAUUCAUAUGGAAGCCGAAGUUAUGCAAAAGCUCAAUUUACAUGGCCAUCUCCAUUACCUUGAAAGUCCUAGAUCUCAGGACAUAGAGACAGAGCAGUCUCGGUGGACAUGGCUUAGAGAUGCUGGUCUCAUUGACCAGAGGCUUAUAGUUGGACAUUUUCUGCAUCCUACACCAUCCAUGUUGAGGGAAGCUGCUCAUGCUGGUGUGCGUAUGAGCUGGAAUCCAAUGUCCAAUGGCCGUCUUGGAUCAGGCAUUGCAGAUAUUCCUGAGUAUCUCAAAAAAGGUCUUUGCAUUGGCCUAGGUGUUGAUGGCGAAGCAAGCAGCGAUCGUUGCGAUCCGUUUGAGAAUAUGCGAAUGGGCCUUUAUUCUACCCGAGGAAAGUAUCAGGACCCUUCUGUCUUGACUACACGAGAAGUACUAUAUAUGCACACUCUAGGCGCAGCCAAAGUACUAGGGAUUGACGAGAAAGUCGGCAGUUUGGAGAUAGGGAAGCAAGCAGACAUGGUCCUUCUUGACCCACCAUCUUCCUGGAAGCUCGAUGAUCCUGUAUCUACAUUGGUACUUUCAGCUGGUGUUGAAGAUAUCAGAGCGGUUUUCGUUGGAGGGGUUGAGCAAUGGCCACAUAUGUCUACGGUUCAUAAAGACCCUACCCGAUUACCAGAGCUAGCUUGGACAUUUUCUUCGAAAUAA